GAACUAUAUAAGUCGAUGCCAUACGUUCACCAGGAAGACUAACACCACGCAGCCUUCAGCGUGAGGACAGCGAGUACUGGAGCUCCAGCAGCGCUUAUAUUUUUUCAUUUAUUAAUUACGUUUAUUAUUUUUAUAUAAAUCAUCAUGAACAAAUUUUUGAUUGUCCUAUCAAUGGCGGUAGCCAGCCAAGCGGCUUACCAAGAAUUUGGGCCUCAAAAAUUCGGCCCCCAAGAUUACGGAGUAGGACAUCAAGAAUACGCGCAUCAGCCUCAACCGAUCCACAACCAGCGCUUCGCUCCUCCAGCACCAGUCGGACACGACGGUAACGUGAUCGAUACCCCGGAAGUCGCUCAAGCUAAGGCCGCACAUUUCGAAGAAUACGCGAAAGCUAAGGCACGCGCUGCUGCCUCCCAGGAAAAGGAACCCUUGGACUCUCACCCUCAUUACCAGCAAUACGAAUCACCUGCUCCAGUCCACCGCGCUCCAACUUCUGUUCACUUCGCUCCUGCUGCAGUCCAUCAUGCUCCAGCUCCAGUCCACCAAGCACCAGCUCCUCUUCCCAGCUACAGAUUGGCCUCCUCGCACUACCCGGUCUCAGAGCCCCACUACCACAAUGCUGAGCCGCACUUCAACCCAGAACCCGCGAGCUACAACCACCAGCCGGCUUCUCACCAUUUUGCGGGUCCCGUCGCACCCAAGGCUCACUUCCAGCCCGCUCCUUUGGCUAAAGAUGGAACUGUCAUCGACACUCCCGAGGUAGCUGCUCUGAAGGCCGCUAGGUUGGCUGAACUCGCUGAUGCUGAAGCCAGGGCUGCUAAAUACGCUGGAGAUAAUUAUGAUGAGCAAGGAUUCAACGCUGGACAUGAAGGACACGGAGCUCCGGCUCCAGUUCAGUACAACUCAGCUUACCCCGCGCAGCCAGCUUACUCUCCCUACGGAAAAGCUGGAUACCAGCCGGCUCCGUCUUACAACUCGAAAUUAUAUCAAUCCCAACAGCUCAUAGGAUCUUACUUUGUUUAUAUUUUUAUUAUUCAACAAACUUUAACCAUGCGUUUGCUCGCAGUGAUAUUCGCGUUUAUCGUUGAAGUAACGCUCGCGAAAGCGACCUACAAUAUAGGGCCCACUUAUCACGGCCCACCAGCCCCUCUGUCAAAAGACGGAAAAGUGGUCGACACUCCGGAGGUCGCUCACGCGAAAGCGGCCCAUUUCGCGGCCUAUCAUCACAUCGCUUCCAAAUUGCCCUCUGAACCGGAUGAGUGGACAGAUGCUUACAAGGAGAAGGAUGAAGUAAACGAAGUAGCAAGCAACGAAAUCGGGCAUGGGGAUGGUCAUCAUGGACAUUAUGAGCAUCAUGAGCAUCAUGAUCAUUUUCCGGUCUAUCAUGGACCACCUGCGCCGCUGGGACAUGACGGCCGAGUUGUUGAUACUGACGAGGUCGCCCAAGCAAAAGCCGCUCACCUCGCAGCUCUAGAACACGCAAAAGCUCUAGCAGCCAAAUCUGGCGACCAUCAUGAUUACCAUCAUCACCCGGAGCACCACCACGAACAUGAAGAAUCUGCCCUGGUGAAAUCAUUUUACCACGUCCCAUUUUCUUACCACGGACCACCUGCUCCUCUGGCCCAUGACGGGCGAGUAAUUGACACUCCGGAAGUCGCCAAGGCUCGGGAUGCCCAUUUGCAUGCCUUAGCCCACGCUAAAAGUCUCUUUCAUCAUCCUUAACCAGCCUUCAUCUUA
Molecule: messenger RNA, 1734 nt
Organism: Cotesia glomerata
Lineage: Eukaryota; Metazoa; Arthropoda; Insecta; Hymenoptera; Braconidae
Exons: 7
Coding region: 145-1719 (524 amino acids)
Source: RefSeq, a predicted model, not a curated record